Molecule: messenger RNA, 8016 nt
Organism: Varanus komodoensis (Komodo dragon)
Lineage: Eukaryota; Metazoa; Chordata; Lepidosauria; Squamata; Varanidae
Gene: ZBTB38
Product: zinc finger and BTB domain containing 38
Exons: 3
Coding region: 363-3983 (1206 amino acids)
Biological process (GO): negative regulation of transcription by RNA polymerase II; regulation of immune system process; regulation of cytokine production
Molecular function (GO): protein binding
Source: RefSeq, a predicted model, not a curated record
GGGGAGGGGAGGCAACCCUUGUGCUGCAGCAUAAAAAAACCCCAACCACCUUGUGUGAGGACAUCUCCUCCUCACACCCCCGCCACACUUCUCUCCAUUCCAUUGAUAAGUUCAGUUUUCUUGAUCACAGCCCAUUCAAGCAAGCUGCUUUUGAAAAGAGCACCUAUUUUUAUUUUUAUUUUUGGGAUGAUCGAGAUGCCAGUGUCUUUCCAUCACUUUAAAUACCAAUGGCUGGGAGCAUUGCCAUACUAAGGCUUCACUAAGACCCAUACACAGAACUGCAUUGCAAAAUUCGGAGAAGUACAAAUUAUGAAGGUUAACUGAGUUUUGGUUCAUGUUUUGGUUCAGAAGUGCAAAAUUAGAUGACCAUCAUGUCUCACUUCAAGGAUCUCAAGGAUGACUUCCACAGUGACACGGUUCUCUCCAUCUUAAAUGAACAACGCAUUCGAGGUGUUUUAUGUGAUGUCACAAUAAUUGUGGAAGACACCAAAUUUAAGGCCCAUAGCAAUGUCCUGGCUGCUUCGAGCCUUUAUUUCAAAAAUAUAUUUUGGAGUCGGGCAAUCUGUAUUUCUGGACAUGUGCUAGAACUAGAUGACCUCAAGGCUGAAGUGUUCACAGAAAUACUUAAUUACAUCUAUAGUUCCACAGUAAUAGUUAAAAGACAGGAGAGUGUUUUAGACCUUGCAGCUGCAGGGAAAAAACUGGGUAUAUCAUUUCUGGAAGAUCUUUCAGAGAAGAGUUUUUCAAGUUCUCCUUGUCUGUAUUCAUUUUGCAAUACUGAAAAGGGUGAAGUGAAAGAAGAAAAAAGACAAGAAGACUCAGCCAUCACAAAUGGUCCAAGAAUCACAAAUGCAUACUCAAUUUUUGAAUCGGAGAAUAGUAAUAAUUUAUUUUCUCCUCUUGACCUGAGAGCAAGUUUCAAAAAAAUGCCUGAAACAAAUAAAGCAUCCAGUAUUGGUCUGGACAAGAACAGUGCUUGCAAAGAUGUUGAGCGAGCCAGUACAUUAGCUGAACAUUCCUAUGCCGUUACUACGAGUUGUGAUGCUUUUCAACAAAAUUCCUUUUAUCAUGAAAACACUCUCCUUUCUAAAAUAGGUGAAGAUGGUUCUGAAGCUGUCCAAUCAGUACCUGCAGCUGAAUCAAUAAUGCAAACAAAUAGCACAGCAAAGGCUGUUUUCAACACCCAGGUCACUGAUGUAUCUACAAUAAAAAUAUCAACCCACAAGGGAAGCAGUGGAGAAGGUCACCAGAAAGCAGCAAAUGAUCAGAUCUUUUCUCUUCAAAAAUCCCACCCAGAUACUGGCAAUGUUCUUUCUUCAAAGGAAGAUGAAAAUAAAUCAGAUCAUAUUUCUGGAUCAAUAGUCACAGUCAUUCCACAUGUUUAUAACUGUAACUGUUGUGCUAAAACAUUCAGUGAUGGAACUCAAUUCAGCACCCAUCUUCAGCUUCAUUCACAACCUCAAGAACCUUUAGUCUGCAAAUACUGUAGCAAACAAUUUGAGAGUACUUCUGGACUAGAGACACAUGAGCAAGUAUGUAGGGAGUUGGACAGUUUAUGUGUUCAAAAUGAAAACGAGCCAAGCUGUUUAGAUAAUUUUGCUGCUUCACAUGGUAAAACUAGCACUUCCUAUAUAAACCCAGAGCCCACAGUGACGCAAAAUGAGCUUACUGAUUUUCCUAUCACAAACUGUCCAAAGCCAGAAACAGACCACUUUGUUAAAGUUGUUGAUGGACAGAUACUUUAUACAUGUACUGUUUGCAAACGUACCUAUGUCACCUUGUCCAGCCUCCGAAGACAUUCAAAUGUUCAUUCAUGGAGGAGAACAUACCCUUGUCAUUACUGCAACAAAGUAUUUGCUUUAGCAGAAUACCGUACCAGACAUGAAAUCUGGCACACAGGAGAACGGCGUUACCAGUGCAUCUUCUGCCUUGAGACCUUUAUGACAUACUACAUACUCAAAAACCACCAGAAAUCUUUCCAUGCUAUUGACCACCGGGUUGGAGUAAAUAAGAAAACUGCUAAUGGGAGCUUGAAAGCAAGUGUAUAUCCUUACAAACUUUACAGGCUUUUGCCUAUGAAAUGCAAAAGGCCACCAUAUAAAAGCUAUAGAAACACAUCGUAUGAAAGCAUACAAGCAAGCAUACAAGUUAAUGAAGCCCCUUCUAGUACCUGCAUUCUUCAGAAUACUGUCACUGCUGAACUACCAUCACUGGAUUUUGCACACGAUAUGUUAUCAAACACAACUAUUUCCUUGAAUUCAUCUUCAUGUAAUGAUGCAACAGCAGUACCUAUGAACCCUCCAAAUAUUUCUUCCUGGGAAGCGGGUGCAUCAGAAGCAGGCCUUCAAAGUGAUAAUUAUACUACUGGAAGGCCAUUGUCCUCCACUGAACUGAACACUGGGCCUCAGGAAUACAAUUCCUCUUUGUCAACAAUUAGCAGUAGCAAUGCUGUUGAAAAUUCAACCUCUGUUAUUAAUUAUAAUAAUUCAGCUUCUUCUGUGAUAGUACAUAGUAGUAGAGUUUCCUCUGUAAUAAUGCACAGUAAUGCUGUCAACACAACAGGAGGCAACAGCAACACAGGAACCUCAGAUAUUAAAAUCAGCCAAGUAACAAGCAAUGAACAUACACAAGGGUCAGAUGAUAGCAAAAGCAAUGUUAGAACAAGAAGCAAUAAAGAAAAGAAAAAAAUCGCACUAUACAGCAGAGAAGGAACAUCAGAAGAGUUAAAAUAUUUGGCAAAUACAGGAAUGUCUUCUAACACACCUACUGACAUGUCUGAACCUUCAAGUAAGACUGAAACUUACAUUGCAAAACCUGCAUUACCAGGGACUUCUGCUGAUAGCAAUGUUGCUCCUCUUUGUCAAAUCACAGUUAAAAUUGGAAAUGAAGCCAUUGUGAAAAGACAAAUUUUGGGCUCCAAAUUGUUUUACAAAAAAGGCAGAAGAUCAAAAUAUGAAUCCAAGGAAGAGCAUACCGUUCAGGUCACAGAAAGGGAGAAAAGAGAGAGAAGCAUGUCUCGAGUCUGUAGCUCGGACUACAUUGAACUUAAUGAAAUGUGUGAUGAUGUGAGUGACCAUGAUGCCAAUGAUAAACCAUGGCGGCCAUAUUACAAUUACAAACCAAAAAAGAAAUCUAAACAGCUAAGAAAAAUUAGAAAGGCAAAAUGGAGAGAAAAGUACAAGAGCAGAGAUACUUGCAGAGAAAGUGAAAAGACAUUUGUCACAAAUUAUGCGCUUAGGAACCUUCCUGAAGAAAAGAAUCAAGCAGAUGAUGGAACAAUGCCUAAUCUGCACUGUGAGCUCUGUACAAGGGGGACUUCUUCUACUGAAGAAACCCAGGAUCAUUUACACUGGGACACAACUACUCCGGAGCCUUACGCUUGUGAGUUAUGCUCAAAGCGGUUCCAGAGCCCAUCUGCUUUAAGGAUGCAUAGGCGAUGUCAUACAGGAGAGAAACCAUAUACUUGCAAAACCUGUGGAAAGAGCUUUGCUAUCUCAGGCAACUUACAGAAGCAUGAACGCUCCCAUCUAGGUGUCAAGGAGUUUGUCUGCCGCUAUUGUAACAAAGCAUUCACCCUAAAUGAAACACUCAAAAUACAUGAGAGAAUUCAUACGGGGGAAAAGCGUUAUCAUUGUCAGUUUUGCUUUCAGAGUUUCUUAUAUCUUUCUACCAAAAGGAAUCAUGAGCAAAGACAUAAGCGUGAGCAUACUGGGAAAGGAUAUGCAUGUUUUCAGUGCCCCAAGGUUUGCAAGACAGCAGCUGCUCUGGGAAUGCACCAGAAGAAGCAUUUAUUCAAAGCCCCCAAGCAGGAGGAUAGAAAGGAUUGCUUAUUUAAAGAAAGCACUAAGACAUUUAUAAGUCAACAUUUCAUGGUUUCAGAGGGACAGGAAACAACAAAACCUUUACAAACUCAAAAUAUAAUUAACGCAGACAGGCAUGAAGCAAGUAACAUUCAAAAACACGUAUCAGGACUUUCAGUAUGAAGAAAUACAACAGAUUAAAGAAAAUAGAAGAAAGAUAUUAGGCUGGGAGAAGGGGAAUGUCCAGAGUUAUGGAGAUUGUAAAAUGUGAGGUAUUGUUUCUGCAUAUAAAUAUUGAUUACAUGAAAAAUGUGCCAUAAAAGCAAAAAAAAAUGGAAAUUGUAUGAAAUUUCUCCAUAGUGUGAAGGCUAACAGAAGCUGAAGCAGACAUUGAUUUUCCACAGUACAGCUAUACUUAAAAAGAGGCAAAUGAGAAUAUGACUAAAUUAAACCAUUUAAAAUAAGUAAUUUAUUACUUAUUAUUUAUGACUAGUUCAUUAAGAAUCUAAACUAUUCUGGAUGAAGAGAUAAAAUAGAUAGAUUGAAAGUAUAACAAUGUUAAAGAAUUUAUGCUAGAGACAGAAAAAACCACACCCUAUAUUCCUCAGUGAAAUGUAAUGUUAAUUUGUGCAAAAUUUAAUACUGUAAUUUGGAAGUUAAAUUUAGCCAUAGUUUAAUAUGUACACUACACCAUCUGGUAAAGAUUCUAAAAUGUGUUAUUUGAAAAUGUACAUCCAACUCUUCUAAAAUCUGAAUAUGCUGUUAGAGAACAGCCGUGUGAAGAGGGAUAGGAAUAAUAGUAAUAAUGAUGAACAUUUAUAUUGUUAAUACUCUACAGCAAUGGAUCACAAGCUCCUUAUAUGUUAGAGCUGUUAAGCAUCUAGCUUAAUCAACAAUUCAGUUGCUUAACUGAUUACAGCAUGACCUAUUCUCCAUGGGCACAGCUGAUACAAGGUGUAACAGAAUGCUCUUUCCUUCAUCACCCUCUUCGUCUUUGGUCACAUUCACACUGUAACAUUCAGGACAUGAUUUCCAAUGAAAACCCCAUACUUGUCUCCUAUGGAUAGCCAUUUCUAGGUUACAAGUUACUUGACCUUCAAGUUAGAGUGACCUGGGAUGGACCAAGGAAGGAAAAGGAUGGCUGGAUGUUAAUAUACGGCCUAUGCAUGGGCCUCCCAUUAAAACUUGCAUGUGCCCCAGCUGCAGGCAAGGAAAAGGAAGAUGGAACAUGAUCCCAUUGACCCCAUGCCAGAAGUUGGCAACUUGUAACCCUCCAGAUGUUUUAGCUUACAACUCCCAUCUCCACUAGCUAUGCCAGCCACUAUUGGUGGAAAUUGUGGGUUAAAAUGAUUAAGAGGGCCACAAGUUGUUCAUCCUUGCCUGUGCUGAUCCUCUUCCAGAUAUACAGCUGCAUCCAUGGAAAGGUGGGUUUAGUUUUGGUUCUUCGAUGUAAUCCAAGGUCAGCAUUCUUGACUACUAAAUUAUAGUCUAGGCUGACUGUCACUGGGUUUUACAUGCAUAGUCAUCAAGUGAAUAUAUGUAUAGUCAUCAUGUGAUUAUGAUUAUAGAGUUGUUAGUCUACUCUUAUCGCAUGAAGUGCAUAUCAUAUCCAUAGCAUUCAACAUGGGUUCAUUUCGCUGUCUCCCAGACUAUCCAUUUCCUGAAACCCUUAAUGCUGUACUUUGAUGCAAACCUAUCUUACCAGUUUGCAGAAACUACAUGGAAUGCAGACAAUCCAUUCCUAACAUCAAGGAUUAUUGGAACUGUCAUGAAAGACUUGAUCACUGAUGUUUCAAUAUUACUUUAGGGUGAAAUCCAUCAGAAUGAAUGAAGGUAUAGUUCAGAAGAAAAUGCUUAUCCAAGUAGACUGGGAGAAGCAAUUUCUGCCUCCCAGCUUCUCCCACAUGGAUGACACCAUUUCAAAAGGGGAAGCAAAGAAGCAGGAGUGAUCCAAGAUACCUUGAAUACUGUUCACUCCAGUCUCCUCCCUUCCCACCACCCAAGUUGCUUAUCUGACCCUUAUUUCUGUACCAGCUACAAGAAGAAAGGGAAAGGAGAUCAGACGGAGCACCAGUUCCGAAAUGCAAGGUCAGGGUACUGUCUCUGAUCCUGAUCUAAAAGCUGGGAAUCUGAACUAUCUUAUGUCCCCCACCCCACCAAAUGCCAUCUAGGAACCAUAGGAUCAUUCCCUUAAUCUCUUCAUUUGCUUUAUUUUGUUGAGCAGCUUCUCUCUUAUUUAAUGUUUGGAUAGAAUGAAAAGUUUAGGUUGUUACAGAAGUGCAUUAUUGCCCAACAGAGGUUCAGGACUUCAUGGAAUCCUUAAUAAAUGUGGACAUUGUUGAACCUUACAAAUCUGAUUUUUAUAACUCUUCAGGAAGCAUUUUUUCCUGCCCUUUCUGAACCUUAGAUGCUUAGGUACACUGCCUAACUAUAUCUAACGAGACUUCAGAUUGCUUGCAUCAUACCAGGAAGAGGCAGAGUAGUUUUCUGACUCCCAUAUAAGGGAAUUCACACCUCUGCCAAGUCUACAGAAAUCUGUUUUGGGGCUCCUUCAUACUCAUCUAAGUCAAUAUUGAAUUGAAAGCCUAAUCCUCCUGCUAUAAGGGAUAAAUUUCCUUGCUUACAUCAGCCCUAUAUUCUGCAGUCUUUCAGUCUAACACUCUAUUCUUGUCCUUAAAACAUUGGAUUAUAUGCUUCAACAAGCUAUCAACAAGAGAAUUCAUAUAAAUUAGAAGGUCAUCCUUCAAAAAUUCUUCAGCAAACAAUGAACAUUUGUCUGCUGAAGAAUAUCUCUAAUCUUUGUCCAUGUUGUCUAAGGCGACAACAAAUAUCCUGCUUUGUGAAGAUUUGUUGACUCCAACUUCAUAGCCACAUAUCUAGGAAAGAAUUCGGCCAAUUUGGGGGAUACAGGGACCACUUUCCAUCCCCUGUUCCCCUGUCACAUUCCUGCAACUACUGCUGAGUUUCCUAGAGGCAAAAAUUACGUUGAGUAGCAUAGUGGCAAAAUUUAUUUUGCCAGUUUGCCGCUGAAAUUUGGUAGCAAAACACUAGGGAGCUUUAGAAAGGGCAAAUUACAUUUGACAAUGACCCUGUAUAGCUUUGCUGCUUAAUUUCUACAAGCUGCCAAUUUUUUUUCCCACCGUGUCACUAAAUUCAGCAAUUGCAGACACAACCACACUACCAAAUUUAGCAGCAGCAGGGGCUGCAAGAACAAGGGAGGUUAUACAAGAGGGCAGGCAGCGCUGGUGGUCCAUGUGUUGCUUAGCCUGAUCUAGUGCUACAGAUUAAUGUAGGGUUGAUAUACAAAUAAAUUUAAAAAGCCAAGGUAUUAAAAGAAACUUUCAAUAAGACAAGAUUUUUAAAAAUCAAGUAUACUGGAUUGGUAUCAAAUAAGAGAACGUGAAGCCUUUAGUACAACAAUAUAUUUCAAAAUUGCAGAAAGGCUAAAAAAAGCAGAAAGUGGCCAGCGGUCUACAUUCUAUUAUAUAAAUGAGUAUGCUUUAAAGAAUAUCCAUAAAACUACACCUGACACUGACCUUGUAGGUUCAUGUUUAUGCAUUAUUUAAACUAAAUAUCUUUGGUUGCAGUAAGCAAAUAACAUAUACUUAUCUUAAGCAUAACUGUUUGUUGUUUUGCAAGAAAAUAUCCCACAAUUGAUAUCAGUAUUGAAAGAUGUUAAUUGUAUACUGAGAACAUUUUGGGGCUGUUCUUUAGCUGCUUUGGUGUCAGAUCCUUUUAAAAUUAAAAAAAAUAGUCUCACUUUAGUGAGGUAUUUCAAAUAGAUAAAUUAAGACAUUUUCUAAAAUGAUGCAUAUGCUAAUGAUUCUAGACCAAAGCCAAUAAUGUGUAAUAUUUAUACAUAGUGAUACUUUUACAAGUAUUUUCUAUAAUUGUAUAAUUCAUAUGGGAAAUAAUAGCUUCUGUUAUGUUUGAGGGCUUUGUAUAUUUUGAUAAAACACAAUAACUUUGUAAUUCUGUCCGUUCGCUACAAUUUAUAGCAAAGCAGUUUUAAGAUGGCGGUGUCAUGUUUAUAAUUCAUUAUUGAAAUUUUACUAUAUCAGCAUAAUGGAUAAAGUAUUAUUGACCAAAUUAGAAUUAAAACAAGUCUAAAUAAUGGUACAUAUUGUUAAGGACAGUAAUUUGCUACAUAAUGGCAUAUGUAUUUUGCUUUUUUAAAAAAACAAUUAAAAUCUGAUGUUCAGACCUAUGAAAAGAA